Trichechus manatus latirostris (Florida manatee) is the source of this 1049-nucleotide messenger RNA. RefSeq names its product translation initiation factor IF-2-like. The record is from RefSeq and is a predicted model, not a curated record. The transcript has 2 exons. NCBI's taxonomy places the organism in Eukaryota, Metazoa, Chordata, Mammalia, Sirenia, Trichechidae. The coding region runs from base 1 to 483 and encodes 160 amino acids.
AUGUCAGCUGGCCCCGAGCGGCGGCCGCGCGACGACGGGGAUGGGGCCGAGAACGCCGCGCGACCGUCGGCACGUCUCUCGUGCUCCGACAGCGGCGCCGGCCCUGGCUCGCGCGCCCCUUCGCCCGACAGCUCUGCCGCCGCCGCGCCCCUGGGGCCCUGUCCUGCGGCGCCCCCGCCGCUGGCCCAGCUUCCACCAAGCCUGUGGCUGGAACUCGGGCCUGCCUGCAUGAGGACGCAGCAAUGUCCCAGCGAGUCGAGCGGGCGGGCGAGCGGCGACUUAGGCACUAGCAGCAGCAGCGGCGGCAGCAGCGCCGGGCUGUCCCCGGGCUCCGACUCGGACAGCAGCGGCGUGGUGUGCGGCGGCCGCGGAGGCAGCGGGGGCAUGCGUGGCGCCCUGUCCCGCUACUGGAGCCUGGAGAGCCUGCACUUGGCUACCGCCGGAAUUUAUGCAUUUUAUCUAGGCUUUCAGAUUCAGAAUUGAAUGAAAAACUAAAGCUACAACCAUACCUAGCGGGAAAAGUAUCAACCUUAAAAUGCAUCAGCUAGAAAAGAAGAGAGACUGAGUUUUAGUUCGGGAAGGACAAAACCAAAGAAGAUGCUCAGGUAUAAAGGAAAAAAUUAAUAAAUUUAAUAACAUUAAAAUAUAAAACUGUGCUUCAAAAGACCUUUUAAACAAUAUAAAAAGGCAAGUCACAGACUAAGAAAGAUAUUUGCUGUAUCUUAUAAAUGGCAAAGAGUUAGUGUAACGAAUAUGGAAGGAACGUCUAAAAAUGGAUAAGACAGAGACAACUCAUAAUAAAAAUGAGCAAAUGAUAUGUAUAGGUAUUUCUUAGGAGAGGAACUUAAUUGUCAAUAAAUAUAUGAACAAAUUCUCAACUUCACUGACAAAAGAAUCAACAUGAGAAACAUUCAUACCCUUCAAAUUGACAAACAUUUUAAAUGUGAACACCAAGUACUGGUAAGGAUAUGCAGGGAUAAGAAUUCUUACACAUUGCUGAUGGGAGUGUAAAUUUAUACAGGCACUUUAGAGAGUACUUUGGCAAUAUU